Messenger RNA from Mesorhabditis belari, 1311 nucleotides. The record is from the annotation of a GenBank genome assembly. Lineage: Eukaryota; Metazoa; Nematoda; Chromadorea; Rhabditida; Rhabditidae.
AUGCGGCUGUCAUUCCUCUUUCUGUUUUUCGGAAUUUUCCUUAUCCUUGUGACGGCUUCCGAGGAUAAUGAGACGAGUGAGGAAAGAGAUGCGAAGUCGAAUGAGGUUGACAAUGAUGCUUCAACGAGUAUUGAAGACGAAGAAUACGACGAAGAUGACGAUGAAAGUAAUCCUUUUUCGUUUGAUGAAGAUGAUGAGGAUGAGGAUAAAGAAGUCGACGAAAUCGUUGACUCGAAACCGAUUGAUUAUGAAGGAGAUCCGAUUGGAGAGUGGGAUGAAGAAGAGCCGUUAGAACCAUUGGAACUCGAUUCAGAAGACGAGGAAGAACUCGGUGAUGACAAAGAUGACUUUAUCGAAUUUCAUAAAACAUUUAAAGAAAACGUGAAAAAGGCCGAGAUGAAACAGACCGUCCAGAACUUCAAAAUCAACAACAAAGAGCUCAAAGAGUUGCAACAAGAGAAGAAAAAUUUCAAGAUUGGCAAGAGUCCAUUCAUGUACAUGUCACAGAAAGAGAUUGAUGGGCUAUUCGCUCCUGAUUCAAUGUUUGAGAAUCGACCUAAACCGACGAAAAUGCUCAAAUCGGGAUUGAAAGUGGUAAAGAACGAGCACAAGCGAUCAACUAGAGGAGCAAGAAGACAGCCCCGACGACGCACCCGCAAAGUGAAACUUCCAAAAAAUUUUGAUUGGCGCACGAAAAAUGUGCUUUCACCUAUUCGCGAUCAAGGCAGCUGUGGAAGUUGUUGGGCGUUCAGCGCCACCGCUCCGAUCGAAGUAGCUUAUGCCCGAAAGUACAAAAAGAAGAUCGACUUGUCGGAAGAGCAAUUGCAAUGUGUAUACAACGAGGGCACAAUGUGCACGGGAGGGCAUCCGGAAACAGCUUUGAAUUAUUUACUGAACAGCAAAGGUCAAGCCACGGAGAAGUCGAUCCCCUACAAAGGGUGCCGUAAUUCGACGUGCAGGAGAAAUAUAAACGUUGCUGCACAGCUGGAAAGUUUCGCCACUUUGAUGCCCUUCCAAAUGGCCAAAGUCAAGCACGCCUUAAUCAAGAAUGGACCGAUUUCUUUUGGAAUGCUGGUGAAUCAGGAUUUCCAAUUCUAUGAGAGUGGGAUUUUCGAUGCACCGUGUACAUCAGCGGACGAAGGAGGUCAUGCGAUGACGAUCGUUGGAUACGGUGAAGAAAAUGGCACUCCUUACUGGAUUGUUCGGAAUCAAUGGGGAAAAGAUUGGGGAGAAAAGGGACACAUCCGGGUAAAAGCUGGUGUGAACUUGUGCGGGAUCGAGUCGAGAUACAUGUAUCAAGUUGCGGUCAAA